Messenger RNA from Salarias fasciatus (jewelled blenny), 1510 nucleotides. Its product is annotated as protein Wnt-11-like. Lineage: Eukaryota; Metazoa; Chordata; Actinopteri; Blenniiformes; Blenniidae. Gene Ontology annotation, molecular function: cytokine activity; frizzled binding. Gene Ontology annotation, biological process: neuron differentiation; multicellular organism development; cell fate commitment. The record is from RefSeq and is a predicted model, not a curated record. Gene Ontology annotation, cellular component: extracellular region.
UGUCACACACUCACACACACACACUCUCACUCCCUCCCUCCCUCACACUCGGACCCGCACCAUGCGUACCUGUCCGGAGCUAUUCUGCCACCCCGUGCUGGAUUUUACCAAUAAGGCGUCAGGCUGAUCCGUGUCUAAGGAUAUUCCGACCUCCCUGAGAUUCCCCUCGUUUCUCUCCGCGGCCGGCUGAAGGGAGGAGGCUGAGCGGCAGAAGGAUUUAGCAAAAGGAGGCCGUGCCAUGAGAGCUGACCUCUGAGUCGCGGUGGAGAAGCCCGGCGGCCCUCUUUUGUGUUCGUGUCCUGUUUGAGCGGCCCGCUGUCCAGCCAUGAGGAGCAGCUCUCAUGCCCUGCCUCUCGGCGUGCUCGCGGCUCUGCUGCUGUCCCAGCUCUGCUCCGGCAUCAAGUGGCUAGCGCUAUCACACACUCCUGCCUCGAUAUACGUCAACCAGACCCAGCACUGCAAGAUGCUUCCCGGCAUGGUGUCCUCCCGCCAGCUGUGCCGCAGCAACCUGGAGCUGAUGCAGACCAUCAUCCAGGCCGCCGGGAGGUCAAGAAAGACGUGUCAGAAGACGUUCGGCGACAUGCGCUGGAACUGCUCGUCCAUCGACAUCCCCCCCGACGCCACCAAGUAUCGGCCAGACCUCGACCGAGGCACACGAGAGGCAGCUUUCGUCUACGCUCUGUCUGCGGCCACCAUCAGCCACACCAUCGCGCGGGCGUGCACCACCGGCGAUCUGCGCCUCUGCUCGUGCGGUCCAAUCCCCGCCGAGAUCCCCGAGCCCGGCUACCGCUGGGGCGGCUGCGCCGACAACCUGCACUACGGGCUGAUUAUGGGCUCCAAGUUCAACGACGCUCCCAUGAAGAUGAAGCGGUCGGGCUCCCACGCCAACAAGCUGAUGCACCUACACAACAGCGAAGUCGGGAGACAAGUAUUAAGAGAGGCACUGGUGAAGAAGUGUAAAUGCCACGGCGUGUCUGGAUCCUGCUCCAUAAGGACCUGCUGGAGGGGACUGCAGGACCUGAGAGAGAUCGCCAUGGACCUGAAGACCAAGUAUCUGUCCGCCACCAAGGUGGUGCACCGGCCCAUGGGGACGCGCAAGCAGCUGGUACCAAAGGACAUCGACAUCCGGCCGGUGAGGGAGAACGAGCUGGUCUACCUGCAGAGCUCCUCGGACUUCUGCUCCAAGAACGACAAGCAGGGGUCCGUCGGCACCCAGGACAGGCAGUGCAACAGAACCUCGCUGGGCAGCGACAGCUGCGACCUGAUGUGCUGCGGCCGCGGCUACAACCCCUACACCGAGAAGCUGGUGGAGCGCUGCCACUGCAAGUACCACUGGUGCUGCUACGUCACCUGCAAGAAGUGCGAGAGGAUCGUGGAGCGAUACGUCUGCAAAUGAGCCCCGGCGCCGCCCGCCACCCGCCGCCCGCCGCCCUCCACCUUCAGCACCCGGCCACCCCGAGGCUCCACAGAUUAACCAAAGCACUACCAGAAGGCUUCCUGUCGUCUUAAG